Messenger RNA from Neolamprologus brichardi, 6196 nucleotides. RefSeq names its product NHS like 3 (gene nhsl3). The record is from RefSeq and is a predicted model, not a curated record. Gene Ontology annotation, biological process: cell differentiation. Lineage: Eukaryota; Metazoa; Chordata; Actinopteri; Cichliformes; Cichlidae.
ACAAACUGAGGCUUGUCAGUGCUGAGUGUGUCUUCAGUGGCUGUGCUUGACUAGCAGUGGUGAACGGCAGAUUUGAGUGGACAUUUAUGAUUUAUGGAGCUUUUUUUUGUUUGUCGCACAGGAAUGGUGUCAGUGGGUCUUUAGCAAAGAUAGUCCACACUGUGGCAUGUGAGUGUGUGUCAGCAGGACUGAAUCAGCAGGAAUGAUUUGAGCUUUAUUGACUUUGACUCAGAGUGUAUGCUCAUGCUGGAGUAGAAAGGAUUUAAGAGUAAGGAUACAGAUGUAAUGACACAGGAGGAAAACAUGGUAGAGCCACUCUAGGGGCCAGAGGACUGCCCCCUUCUCUCAGAAAAAAAAAGAAAAAAAAUGGGAAACGGUAUCCAGAAGAAGAAGAAGACAGAAAAAAGCUCAUCUUCCUCUCCAUCCUCGUGCCUGAGUCCCAACAGGGAGAAACCUAAAGGCGUCUGGCUGUUUGGGCACGCGGACAAACUGACAACAGCUGGUCCCAAGGUGAAUGAAGACCAGAAGAGGUUGACAGUCCAUUAUACAGCCUCACAGCACUACCAGGAGAAUGUUUUCAUUGAGGGCAGCAGGCCUCAGUACUUGGAAGACCUGCACACUGAAGCUCAAGAGGGACUCAAGAUACAACAGCAGGAAGAACACAAGAAUGGAGGGAACUUUCCUGACAAUGAAAGCAUUGCUUCCACAGACACUCUCCAUCCGGAGGAUAUCAACUCCAAGGAUGGAGAUGCAUCUCCAGAGUCAAGAGCCAACUCUGGGAAUACUGAUAGCACAGUAACCUUUGCUGCGAUGACAAGACCUGCGCUUACCCACCAAGGUUCUACAUUCAAGCCCCUGAAUCCAAUCAAAAGACAAGAUAAGAGCAGGAAGAAGACCAGGAGAACCACCAUCAUGGGUAUUCCCAACCAGGUCCAGAAAGAACUUGGCCUAAACAGAAACUCCACCUUUCAGCCGCUUGUUUCUACUGAAGUCUCUGUCAACACACAGAUCAGUAACAGCCAAUCAUCAGGUGUCGUCACCAUUUCUACAGAUGAUGGGACUCCAGUGGCAAAUAAGUUGGGAGCAAGGGUACAUGUUUCAGAGCUGGAGCAGGCAUUCAGAGGUGAAGAGCUGGUGAGGAAACAUCUCCAGGACCACCAGGACUUUGGUUCCCAUCUCUUUCCCACCUCCAACCUAAGACCCAAGUCUCUUGCAGUACCUGGCAUGACAACAUCCACCUCUUUAUCUCCUUCAAUGUUCAAUUUCCUCCAGGAACCCCAGGGGCCAGUGAUGUCUAUCUCUCCACAGGCCACUUACUUGUCUACAAUCAUUCCUAAUGCUGUAAUGCCAGCAUCGAUUGAAUUCAUUGAGAUUGACCACAGUACCAGCCGGACUCGUGGCAGCAGUGUCAACCAUGGCAGCAGUGUUCGCACUGUAAGCAAAAGCAGCCUGGCAUCUGGGGACUCGGCAGUCAGCCCCUUGCUAUCCAGAAGAUCAGAUGGUGACACUUCCCAGACAAACCAUUAUCACAAUGACUCCACACUGGCCACAUCAGCUUCAGGGUCAAACUGGAGUGAGUCAAAGUCUUCUGAGACCAUUAUUUCAAACUCAUCCCCACUGUCCUCCAAGGGUAGCACACAAAGCAGUAACUCUUCACAGAGAGUAUGUCUAAAUGGGCAAACCAAACAAACUGUUGGGGAUCAGGACCUUGUUAGUUUCCGUAGCUCAGUUCAUGCGAUUAGCAGCCCUAGCGGUAAAGGUGAAAACCUUGUUACAAGACCAGCAACAGAAUCUGGUGAAUCGGUGGCGGUGGCUGCUGGAGAAGAAGCAAAGAAUAAAAAGAAACGUAGCCUUUCAGUUAUGAAGACCAAGCAACCUCCAGCACCACCGCGUAGAUCAAACUCUCUGCACAGUAAUAAGAUUAGAGGUAACUCCAGGGUGGUUCUUGUGGAUAACAAAAGUCUUAAUGACUCUGCUUCUGGGGAGGUGACAUUUACUAGAGAGAAUAUUGUACCAGAGGAUGAGACAAAGUUGGUUUCUACAAAUAGCACUAAGAUACCCGAAGAUGUAUCAAACUUCCUUAGGUCAAGCUGUCCAGAUUCUUCCGCCAAUCCUCUGAGUUCUGCUAAGGCAUCUUCAAAUGAAGAUGGGCUAUCUCCAGAAUCUAGUUCCUCCCCACAGAAAGUUCCACCAGAGGAUGGGAAAUUUGAACGGACCAUUUCUCCAUCUAGUGGCUACUCUAGUCAGAGUGGCACACCAACGCUUUCUCCAAAAGGGAUCUCCCCAACCUCCACGGACAAGCAGAAGAAGAAACCAGUCAAGCCGGAAAGAUCAGCGUCGCGAGCCUCAUCCUCAGCAGCAUCUCCUUCAUCCUCAGUUACGUCUUUAUCAUCUGGAACAUCUGAGCUUGCCAAUACAGAGGUUUCUGUGUGUAGCUCAAAUCAGCCCCCACAGGGAUCUUCACCACCUGUUGCUACAAAAGACCUUGCACUGAAGAACAAUACCUCAACUUUUAGAGAGGAAGUAAAUGAGCUAUUGAACAUCCCACCACCUCCUAAAGUCAAAGCACCAUGUCCUCCUCCUCCAGAGACAUGGGUCCACAGCAGACGCACCUUUGAGCUCCUCUGUGGGCCUUGCCCUAAUGUUAAACAAAAAGCAGCACAAGUACAGGAAAGCACAAGUAACAACACAGGAACCCAGACUGAAACUAAGAAAGAGAUGCAGGUUUUGGAUCAAAUUCAAACAGCUACAGACAAACCUAUCAUAGAACUGUCCAAAACUCAAGCAAAGCCUGAGUUACUAUCAACAAUGCAUCCUGACAGAGUCCAUGUGGUGCAGGAGGGUAAGGAAUAUCCAGAACAAGAAACACCUUUCAUCCAGGACAAAAGAAAAGCAAGCGUAGAUGUUCAGCAGCAAGAACAGAGUAGUAGCUUUGUAAUGAAAGAGCCAGAGAGUCAAGGGACAACUCCAAAGAAAGAUCCCCCUCCUGUCAUGAAGAAACCCAUGACACUACUGCACAAAGGGGAAAUGGUCUUGGCGGAGAAGUCAGUGGAGAAAGAGAACAAUGAAACGAGUGGCACAGCAGAGGUCACUAUAUCUGUGGAGAACUACACGUCUUUAGAGGAAGGUGUGACAGCUUUAUUUGACAAGAGCAAGGCUGAGAUGGACAGAAGUGAAGUCCAAUCCAUGCAAACACUUUCAAUAGAGGUCCCCAGAAUCAAUAAGUUUUCUCCGCCACCUACCCCUCCCCCAGCAUACCACCCAACACCGCCUCUAUCAAGGAAAACACCUCCCUCAGCAGUAUCUACACCUCCAAAUGAUUUACAAAGGGUACAGGAGGAGAUCCACAUUGUAGAGUCCUCCUGGCCACCUCCACCACCUCCUUUGGAAGGGGACUCUGUAUUUGAUGGAGUGGAUGAGGUUGACUUUCCUCCACCUCCUCCUCCAUCCAUCAUAACCGACAGUGCACCAGAUGUGAUGGCUGGUUGCGUCACAGAGUUGGGCAACCCUAAUGUGCAGACUGUACAGAGUUCGGAUUUGCACCCAACUGUUCCACAACCAGUUAUAAAUGACACAGAACCAGUGAUUGACGUGCAGGUUCCAAAAUCUAUAGCUUUUGAGGAGAGUUCUUCAUCUGUUUUAGAGACUGUAUCGCCUCCACCAGUGGAAUCGUCUCUUAUACCAAGUAUGAGAAGAGCAGAAAGCCCAGUACCAAACACAGCUGUAGAUCGUCCCGGCAGUUUCCAGAAGCGAGGUUCUCUGCAAAUUGAAGAUGCCACUGUGUCCAUCAGUACUCAGUCUUCAGCUCUGACUGUGCCCGUAGCACCUCCUCUACUGUCAGAUAAUUUAACCCAUGGAGUUAAUUUCAGAAGACAUUCCAGCCUAGCAAAUCGAGAUGCCAGGGCCAAGGAGCUCCUCUCCCGCCACAAAAGUGUUCCCAUUCCCAAAGAGGAUGCUAACAUACCUCUUGUCACCCCUUCCCUGCUUCAAAUGGUUCGCCUGAGAUCAGUCAACAUGACCGAAGAUCAGGUGCAAAGUCCACCAGAGGACAAGUCCACAAAUGACGAAGCACCAGUUAAGGAUAAUUCCUCAGUUUCUAUCCAAGGAUCUCAAAACAUUCCUCAAAAACCCAUCCGCAAGUCAUUGUCACUGAAAUCUCCCCCUCAGGCCAUUAAAUCAUCCUCUGUGACAAUGACCAGUCCUUCAAUGCGCUUACAGGAAGCCAUACGAAUGAAAACUGCAGCAAUGUCUUCAAGAGAUGGUCUGCCCUCCAAACUGGGUGUGAAAUCAUCGACAUACAGCUGUGUCACUGACCCAGGAACUUUGUCACGGAAAUCACACGAAGGAUAUGACAUGCACAAGUCUCCAGCUUCUACUGCUAGCUUUAUCUUCUCUAGGAGCACAAAAAAGGUUGUCAUAGAGACUGCCUCAUCCCCCAACGCUCAGGCAAAUCUAAAGCAAAGCUUGGCAGCUGAGCUCAUGCAAGUGUCCGAUCAAUCCAAGGCUGCUGUGUUUACAUUUGAUGGAGUGAAGUGUGAUAAAGUUCCUCCACCUGUAGCCAAGAAGCCAACGCAAAGCACCAUCAACUCUUCACCGAGUCUUCCGAAUUCUUUGUCAAAGAUGGAGGUCAAUGUCAAAGGGAAUGGAGCAGUAGUAGGAGGAGAACACAGGAGUGGAAUAAACCUGUCUGAAACAACAACAACCAGAGUAACAGCGGACACAAUUGAAACACUGUUCUGAAAAACUUCUUUGGUGAUUAAACAAGAACCAGGCUGAUACCAGAAGAACAGAAAAAGGACAACUCACAAGAGAGACUGACUGACAUUAAGAGACAUUAACUAAGUGUUUGUGUGCGUUUCCUCCAAAAAGCCUUAGCCUGUAUUGGCCUUCCUUAAUAUUUAUGCAAAAAAAAAAAAAGUGGCACUCCCAAUUUCUUAAAAUAGCUUUAUUCUGGAGUAUUUUUCUAAAAAUAUAGUUUAUGUCCUACUGAGGCCCCUCAGGGUGAAGCACUGUACAUUGGCUGAAUUGCAAAUAUUUAGCUUGUGUUAGAUCGCCUCCCAGAGGCUCCAUUAGGUAGUUGUAAUUUCAACUCAGAGAAAACAAUUUGUCUUCAAAAAAAAAGCAUUUCUGUACAUAGAUGGUCUGUUUCCCCCUCCUCUUGUAUUAUAUAUAUUGCAAUAUUGUCUGACAAAAGCAUCCACUGUAGGACAGGAUAUCCAUUCCUUACUUAGACUGAGUGAAGAAAUUACUGAGCUUAGUAUCAUUCACGCUUUUUGGUGUGUAAAGCAUUUGUCAAAAAGGGAUGCCGCAUACUUAAGAAUUCAGUGUUUUUGUUUUUCCGAGAUGCACUUUUGUAAACAACAUAUGCUAAACAGUUCAGAAUAAAAGCAUCUAAAUACGGGAGUAGGUGAAAUAUCAAGUAGAUGCUUUUUUUUUUUUUUUUUUAACAAUUCUUGGGUGUCUGCAAAGCCAGCUCAUCAGUAUCCUAUUUAUUUAUGUGUGAUUGUUUUCACCAGUAGCACUGUCAGUCACCUUUUCCUACCAAAUAUGAAAUAUUUAAGAAUCUGUUUCAUCUGAAAACCACCUUUAGGGCUACGACUGGGGUGACUGGCCCUGGAGGACCAUUACACUGGAGCAGGAUGUCAGUGUUUUCAAAAGCGGACCUAUUAUUGUAAUCCCUGUGAACCAAAAGCUCAGACAUCACGCCUCAGUUUCAGAUGGCAUUUUUUAGUUUUGGAUGUUAAUGUAAGUGAGAGUGGGAAUCUCAGGCACACAGCACUGAGUACACAGGCCUGUUAAGGAGCAGCCAAUCAGGAGAAAGUUUGCUUAAACUGAGGGGAAAGAGACAAAAACAACUUGAUUCAGAUGGUUGAUGAAUUAAAGCCUGGGUUUAAAAAAAAUCAUUAUUAUUUUGAACUGUGAAUCAUGCAAACUACUUCAUCCAUUGAUAAAGACAUGCAGCUGAAACUGAGCACGAUGGGUCCACUUUAAUACAUGUUCUGUAACUCUGUAAGCCUUUUGAUGGUGGAAAAAAAAAUACAGCUCAAUAUAUUUGCACAAAACUUUCCCCCUCUCAGAAUCAUUGAUGAGUGAAUUAUACUGACUCCUCAUACAGGGUCAAAAAAAAUCUGUUUUGCUGAUUAUAGAGAAAUAUGUGCAGUUAUUACUUCUAUAAAUAAAAUUUAAGUGUAUUAAA